Rotaria sp. Silwood2 is the source of this 267-nucleotide messenger RNA. Lineage: Eukaryota; Metazoa; Rotifera; Eurotatoria; Philodinida; Philodinidae. The record is from the annotation of a GenBank genome assembly.
AUGGGUUCACUAGCAUUAUCUGUUCUUACGCUUACUAUUGGCGUCUUUUUUAUUCUUAUUGGUCAAUUUAAAGUUACAUCGAAAUUUUUUCCUGAUAUACAUGACGAUAUGAGACAUGAAUUUGGACGUAUUAAUAAAGUAUUUCCAUUUUAUAAAAUAACUGGUUGGCGUCCAUAUGCAAAAAAUUAUCGAAUGACUUUUGGUAUUAUUGAAAUUAUCUGUGGAGUUAUUUUAGUUCUUAUACCAGGUGAAUUGAUUUUUAUUUAA